This is a messenger RNA of Acipenser ruthenus (sterlet), 3538 nucleotides long. RefSeq lists its product as uncharacterized. The transcript has 4 exons. Bases 16 to 711 code for a protein of 231 amino acids. The record is from RefSeq and is a predicted model, not a curated record. Lineage: Eukaryota; Metazoa; Chordata; Actinopteri; Acipenseriformes; Acipenseridae.
AAGGAAGAUUCUGAGAUGGAAGCAGCUCACAUCAGCCCAGAGCUUCCUAUUCGAUGGGUUGUUUCUGCAGACAGAACUGUUGAGAUCAAGGAGGAAGUGACUGAGCUGGGGUGUGACCAGAACAAUGAGCGGAUCCUGCAGGAGGAAACACCACCUUCUAGCAUCACUGAGAGAGAGCUGACAUGUGUUAAAGAUGGAGAGGUCCCUCGACUGGAAUGUGUUCCUAUUAAAGAGGAAUUCAUAGAACAGGAAUGUGUCCCCAUCGCAGAGGAAGUUCCUGCUGAAAAUAAUGUCUGUACACUUGAGGAGAAAAACAAGUUGGGAUCCAGCCUGUGUGAUGAUUGUCCACCUGAAUAUGAACUGGGAUUUAGAGAAUUUAAUUUCGAGAUGGCAAGACGACUAGAUGGAUUGUUGACAGAAACACUGGAGUCCGAUUCUGCUAAAUCAGAAUUUUCUGACAGUGAUUCAGAAAGCACUGCAGAAAGUGAAGAAGAAGAAGUAAUAGCGCAACCAAGAACACCCCGGACUGCUAGAGUGAACACUUUCCAGUGGAAACGUGGCGACCGAGAGCAACACGACAAUCUCUUCAACUUCACUGGAAAUCCAGGCCUCAGGGUUCAAAUGACUGAAACAAGCCCGCUCUCUUACUUUUCACUUUUUUUCAAUGGUUUCCUCAUGGAUUUGAUCUUGAAUGACAAACCGGUAUGCUGAAAAUGCAUCCGGCCAGUCGGAUGGAUUUCAGAGUGUAACACUGAAUGAGCUCUGGGUUUUCUUUGCCAUGUUUAUUAUAAUGGGACUUGUGCAGAAACCGACAUUGAAGGACUACUGGACCACAGAAUUUGUGCUUCAAACUCCAGCCUUUGGCCACCUUAUGCCUUGUAAGCGAUUCUUUGAAAUUCUUCGAUUCUUGCAUUUUGUGGAGAACCGUGAUCAUGCCCAAUAUUCACAUGGAGAGUUAUGGAAGAUUCAGUCUGUUUUGGAUCACAUUCACACUACAUUCAAACAGGUUUACAUCCCAGAAAAGAAUAUUAGCAUUGGUGAAUCACUGAUGUUAAAUAAAGGUAGACUGGCAUCCGAGCAGUACACACCUGCCAAAAGGGUCAGGUUCGGCAUAAAAUUCUAUGCACUCUGUGAAUCUGGUGUGAAGAGAAGUGGUUAUAUCUGGAAUUUUCUAGUGUACCAAGGCAAGGGCACCACCAAAGCAACUCACCAAGUGGUGAAGGGUCUUCUUCAAGGCUUGGAAGGCAAAGGUUACUGCCUUUGGAUGGAUCGGUCUUACUGCAGCCCCAACCUCUUCAGUGAAUUAAAGCACCUUCAGUUUGAAAUGUGUGGCACAGUUAUGCCAAAAAUAAAAAAUAUGCCUCAGGAUUUACUGAAGAACAAACUAAAAAAGGGUGAAGUUGAGCCGUGGGUGAGUGAUACAGAAAGAAAAAUGCAAGUAGUUCGCUGGAUGGACAAAAGGGAAAUUUUUAUGCUAACCACAAUGCAUAAUUCUUCACUAAAGGAAACUGGUAAAAGUCACUGGCAAACUGCAGAGAAGAUCAAAAAGCCUGUAUGUGUUGUGGAGUACAACAAAAACAUAUGUGGAGUUCAUACAUCGGACCAGAUGAUGAAAACAUACCAGCUCAUGCGCAAAAGCAGAAAGUGGUACAUCAGGUUCUUCUUCCAUCUCAUGGACAUGUGCAUUUUCAAUGCUUAUGUGUUGUAUGACAAAAUGGAAGAGCAGACCACACAUUACCAGUUCAGACUGAAUUUGUGCAAUGAAAUCCUUCAAAAAUGGAAAGCAGUCGUUUCAUCUAAAGAGAAAACGUCAUCAACCAAAAAUCCACUAACUAGACUGGAAGCUCAAAAUGGUCAUUAUCUUAUUCCAAUUCCUCCAACAGAGAAAAAGACAAAGCCGUGCAGAUGGUGUCGGGUGUGCAGUGCCAGGGCAAAAGCUGCUUUCCAGAAAAAAGGACAAAAAAGAAAAGAAGGUCAAAGAGGAGGAGCCAGAGACACAAGAUACAUGUGCGACAGGUGUAAAGUUCCCCUGUGUGUGACACCUUGCCACAAGAUUUACCACACUGAACUGAAUUAUGCUCCGUCACAAUCUCCACCAGAAACCAGCAGUGCAGAAUCCAUGUAGUAAAACAUGUUUAUCUGUAAUUGUGCAUGUUUUAUCUGUAAAACUGCUGUAUAUAGUAUUAACGUGGGGGGGAGUUUUCCGUCAGAUUUUUUUUAGGGAACUAUGAAAAAUUGAGGGGCAUUUCUUGCUGUUAUUAUAUGUAUUGGUGUGUGUUAAACCAUUUUAUUUGUACUUUUGUAAUGCACCACUAGGUGGGUGUGUCAUGGCAGCGUAACAUCUGGUAUGUUUGACAAUUUUAGUAUUUGUAAUAUACUUUUAAUAAUUCAUUUAAUUGACUAGCUUUCUUGCUGAUAACUGUAUUAGUUCAAUACAUGUAAUGGUUGAUAGGAAUGGGUGAAAGUGCUAUGCAAUAGGAGUCAUUUCCUUCCUUGUGUGUGGGCAUCACUGUGUGUCUGUUCUCUUUUUUACCCCCCCUCUCUCUCUCCAUCUGUCUCUUAUCUCUCUCAAAAUAAGGUAAUUGUUUUGGGGAGUUGGUUUUAUAUACUGGGGCAAAGACCUUGGAACACUAACAUCUAUUGUCUGUGGAUAAAAUGAACAUGUAGGGGAGGUACUUUUGAUUGGCAUUUCCUAUUUUCAAUAAUUGUUCCCCAGGACAAAACUACUGCAGUUUAAUAGGAGACACUUGGUCCUAUCAAGGUAAAGUUGUUUUGGGGACUUGAUUUUAUAGGGUGGGACACAUUUUGAUGUUUGAUUUUAAAGGAUUCAUAAUAUUGAAAAUAUGAAGACAAGAUUUUGUUAGUAUAAUAAAAAUACAAACUUUUAUUCUGAGUUCCGCCAUUCCGGGUUUUAUCCAGCCCCCUUUGUCGCACUAAAUUACACUUUUACUAUUAGAACCGGGGGUAACCACUUAUAAUGGUACGAUUUGCCAUUUAAUAAUGCAAAGCAAAUAUUUAUCACUGUAAUGCUAUUAAAACUGCAUGCUCGUAAUCUUAAUUUUAUUAAAACUAUUCAAUGAAAAUGGACAUCUAAAUUCCAUCUGUUUCUGAAACAUGCCUGCGCAACAAGCGUGCAAGUUCAGUAAUGAAAGCACUUUGAUCAGUGGCGGUGGCAUGGCAAAUUUGCCAUGACAGUGGCGCCAGACUUGAUGAGAUGGAAGGGGGGGCAGAACAAAAACUUGAGGGCGUUACACCCUACUUUGUGCGGGCAUGCAUAAAAUACAUUCAUGUAAUUCAGUGUCAGAAGUGGACCAGGGUGAACAGCAAGCAUUUAAACAGCAACCUUUGUUGCAGUGUGGAGUAGUGGUUAGGGCUCUGGACUCUUGAGCAGAGGGUUGUGGAUUCAAUCCCCAGUGGGGGACAAUGCUGUUGUACCCUUGAGCAAGGUACUUUACCUAGAUUGCUCCAGUAAAAAACCCAACUGUAUAAAUGGGGACCUUUGAACUGUGCGGAUCUGCAACUAGCAUAUGUAAUGAAG